This is a messenger RNA of Ceraceosorus bombacis, 1957 nucleotides long. The record is from the annotation of a GenBank genome assembly. Lineage: Eukaryota; Fungi; Basidiomycota; Exobasidiomycetes; Ceraceosorales; Ceraceosoraceae.
AUGGAUGGUGGGUUCCCAAGCAAUGACGACCACCGGCAAGACUAUGGAUUUGAGCGUCGACGAGGAGAGGGGUCUCAAAGAGUCAGUCCGAAAGUGCUGCGCAUCACGUAGCAGAAGCUUUGACAGGUCUCUAUCUCGGGCAGCUUUGCUGAUGUUGGACCUAUGCUCCUUCCGAGAGUAGAGUCGGAUUGCUUACGAUGAUCUAGAUCGAGAUCGAAGGCUACCCUACCAAGAAGAGGGCAACUGGCACGAGGAUCCGCGUCUUCGAGAGCCCGCAAGACAUCAUCAUGAAGCCGAUUCUUACGAUCUGCAUAGCCAUAGGCAAUAUCAUCGUAGGGACUGGCACAGACCGGAUCGGUGGCAGCAUGAUCGAUACUCUGAUCGGACGGCCGAUCCAGAGGAUCGAUGGCGAGGCCCAGAUGAUCGCUGGGAUGCUGAAAAUUAUGAUUACAGGUCAUCGACCGAAGAUCACACCGGCGAUCGGCACACCUGGCGCCCAGAUCCCCAAAGUCGCAGCCUAGCCGACCACCAUUACCGCGACCAGGGGCCAAGAUCUCGACAGUGGCAUGAUCGCAGACGUGGACAAGAGGCUCAGUGGCAUCCAAGUACUUACCACCCGGAUCCUCGCCAUGCUGCCUCCGAUGUUGCAGCGGCGAGUGACGCAGCUGGAAGCGGCGCGACGGGUCAGAUGCGGUUGGUGGCGCUUUCCUCAAAGGUGCUACCCGAGGGACGCCGCGUGGCAGUGAUCGACGCUAGGGAAGAAAGCGUCAGCAUUGUGAGUAGUGCUGAGAUUCUAGUCGACGCCAGUGGGAGUGUCUUGCAGCAUGGCUGAGUGCCGUUGCCAUGCCAUCGUUAGGGGCGUGACAAGGCCUUCACCUCCCGCAUCCGUUUGCCAGCCAUGGAGGUGUCGAAGCAUCAUGCGAACGUAUUCUACCUGGUGUCCAGCAUGUCAGGCGUAGGAGCUUGGUUCAUCACCGAUGUUGGCUCGGUGCACGGCACGUAUCAUCUUGCUUGCAAAUUGAUCCCCGAAGGUGCCGCAGAUCAGCUAGCUUCAGGCCUUCCGACAAGCCGAUUCAACCGCUUGUCCGAGGCACGAAAAGCCAGCAGUCCCAUGAGACUCGACAAUGCAGACUGGCUGCGGAUUGGCGACACCACGUUCGAGGUUCAUUUGCAUGGCUCCUUGGCGUGUCAAAGGUGUUCUCUUCACAGUGAUGGAACAAAUGAGAUUCAACUUCGGCCCAGCGACGAGAAGGCAAAGUCAUCAAUCACAGACGCAGAGGGCGCUGGAGCAUGUCAAGCAGUACUCAAAGCAGAUAGCCUUCAGCGUCAAGAAGGCAACAAGGGCACUACGUCGACCACAGAGCGUGUCCCAAUGGAUCGCAAGGUGGAGACGGAAGCGGUGCGACGUCAGCGCAUGAAAGACAUGAGGAAGCAGUAUCUGGGAAGCCAAGACGACGAAGACGGACGUAGCGAAGAAUCUCCAUCAGGACAAGCGGCGGCAGGUCCAGUGUACCUUGACAGAGCAGCUGCUCGGCGAGCCAUGCACCCUGGAGAGUCGAAACAGAAGAGGGCUUGGGGUAGACGUCGCAGCGCUUCGCCAGGGCGACCUGCUCAAGCGCAAUCGACGGAGUCAGCUGCAAUGCGUCAUCAAGCCGCUCGUCCACCCCGGGGUGCUGUGGCUGGGACUGUGGAGCGCUCUACCGCCGAUCCGGCGCCUUUGAACGAUUCCAAUCGAGGCUUUCAAAUGUUGGCUAAGAUGCGCGGUGGAGAGGAGGGAUACACGCUUGGAGACGAGAUUCUGGCGAGAGCGACGGAAGGCCGCGCCGGACUGGGCAGCACGAAGCUUCGCACUGCGCAAGAGAUCAGCUCCGCUAGCUCAAGCUCAUUACAAUAUGGCGAUCCAGAAAGCGUUCGAAGGCGUUUCGAGCAAUCAAUGGCAAGUGAAGGGAGGCGGUAG